Messenger RNA from Cimex lectularius (bed bug), 1063 nucleotides. RefSeq names its product glutaredoxin-C4-like. The transcript is spliced from 4 exons. Gene Ontology annotation, biological process: cellular response to oxidative stress. The record is from RefSeq and is a predicted model, not a curated record. Lineage: Eukaryota; Metazoa; Arthropoda; Insecta; Hemiptera; Cimicidae. Bases 338 to 712 code for a protein of 124 amino acids. Gene Ontology annotation, molecular function: glutathione disulfide oxidoreductase activity. Gene Ontology annotation, cellular component: cytoplasm.
UUCAUUUGUUUUGGUUUCUCACUAGUAUUUUGUAGCUACAAUUAGAUUCUUUUAUUAUUUAUGGUGAUCUGCAUUAAAUAGUUUUAAAAAAUUGUUUACGAUUUCUUGUAGGUGUAGUUAAAAAAUUCUUCAUAGGAAAACCAAACAAUUUUGGCAAACAUUGAGUAAUAAUGAUGUGCCUAAUCUCAAGAUAUAUGUAUCACUGGUAAUUAUGUUAAAGUGUUUACAACAAGGAGAUUCAACAGCCACCCGGUGAAAAGACCGGAUCAAACACGUUCACAUAGACACAAACAUACACGAAUAUUAUGUUCUUACAGCACUACAAUUUUUCAGGACAAUGGGGGGAAAUGUAAGCACAAGAGUGGUCAACAUUGUCAAGCCAACUUUUGGUAGGUCUCAACCCGCAGACAUGAGUGGUCCAGUUGCACAGUUCGUCAAAGAUGCCAUCCUACAAGACACUAUCGUCAUAUUCUCAAAGUCUUAUUGCCCAUACUGCACAAUGGCUAAAGAAGUUUUUCAAAAGCUCCAAAGAAAGUUUACAACAAUCGAACUAGAUGGAAGAGAUGACGGGGACCAGAUUCAGAGUGUCCUUGGUGAAAUCACCGGCGCGAGAACGGUCCCUAGGGUAUUUAUCAAAGGGGAAUUUGUUGGAGGAGGAAGCGAUGUCAAAAAUCUAUAUGAAAACGGAAAAUUAGAGAAAAUGCUUCAAUAAUCUUAUGACGUUUUUAUUCAUUGGAGACAAAAGCAACUGACGUUAUUUAAUAAAUGAAUGAUUGUAUUGUUGCCAAAAUGAGUUAUGAUUUAAUGAACUAUUGGUUAUUGUUGACAAUGAUUUUUAUUUUUUUAAAUUUUUUAAGAUAAGUAUAGAUGUGUAAUUUAUUAUCAAAAUAUUAAUAAAACCCAAAUGGCCUAUAUAAUAAUGUACUUAUCCAUAUCUUAAUUGUUUAUGUUUGAUAAGUUAAUUUUUGGUGACAAUACUGUGUUUUACAAUCAGUAAUUACAAUAUUGUUUGUUCUACUUGUACAUUUAUUAAAUUGAUAAAAUGCCUUUGUUGGCACGCCAA